AUGAACUUCUGUAUUUUCAAUAUCGAAAAUGUUAGUAGUUUAUACAAUGAAGAUUACUUUCCUAAUAGAAGAAGUCACAUUAUUGAACUCAUUCAUGAAAUAUUAAAAGCUAAUUAUUUUAAUUCUUAUGCUGUAGUUUUAUCAGACAAACUUUCAACAAUGUACAUUGCUCCAACAAAUGAUUUUAGUGCUAUUGAUUCUUUAUAUAACAUUAAGCCAACUUCAGAACAACCUCAUCACCUACGUUGUUUAAGAAAAUCAUUAUUCAUUUCAAAACAACAACACUGUCACUCAGUCCAUAUUGUUUCAUUUAUUACUUCUGAAGAAGCUUUGUCUGAUGUAGUUUUAAGACAAACAGAACUUCAAACAUUACGUAGUUAUCAUGUUCAAUUUGUUUUAUUAGGAGAUGUAUUAAAUCCAUUAAGCCAUACCCGUUCCUUAGUUCGUUCUUUGGUUAAACGACAAAGCCGUGGGUGGGGAGUAACUGAAAACGAUUUAACAAAAACAAAUCCUUAUGAGCGUUUAAUGAUGAGAAUGUCUGAAGGCAUUAUCAUUUUGCCUCGUCGUAAAGUAUUAAAACAAUUACCUCAUAUGAGAGCUGGACAAGUUCCGUGUGAAAGUAAAGCUGGCAAAUUUAUUUCAUGUAAAGUAAUUACACAUAUGACGAAUGAUACAGUUUCAAUGAUUCCAGUACCAAUUAUUUCUAAACAAAAGAAUUUAAGCACUAUUAGAUGUGGUAAAUCAAAUAUAGUUGAUGGAAAAUGUGUGUCCUCAGAAGAAUUAGGAAUGCUUUUCUUGGUUGAAUUAUCUCCUAUUUUAUUUAAGUUGAUUUGGAAAACCGAAAAUGAGAUAGACCAUUUGACAAUAUUUUAUGGUGAGACAAGUUGUAAGCAGAUAAAAAAAGGUGGAUAUAACUUCUUAAUUUUUGAAGGUAAUAAACCCAAUGGUAGUCUUACUAAAACAAUUUAUUGGACUACUUUGGAUGCAAAAGAAUUUUGUACUGUUUUUGAAAAGGCUAUGAGCCAAGAUGUUCCACAAAACUAUAUAAAAAUUAUGCAAACUAUUUGGAAUGAUAAUAAGAAGACAUUAAGUAGUAUGGAAGAAAAAUAUAUGAGUAUGAAGAGGGAAAAAGAAAUUGUGAACAAAAUGGAUGAAUAUGUAAAAGGUGUUCCUAAAACAGAACUAAAUAGAAAAGUAAGAAAUGAAGCUGAUAAAAAAACAGAACCAAAAGAACCAAGUACUAAUUAA
Entamoeba nuttalli P19 is the source of this 1248-nucleotide messenger RNA. RefSeq lists its product as hypothetical. The coding region runs from base 1 to 1248 and encodes 415 amino acids. The record is from RefSeq and is a predicted model, not a curated record. The transcript has a single exon. Lineage: Eukaryota; Evosea; Mastigamoebida; Endamoebidae.